AUGAGGCGGGCUGGAUGUCAAGAGGUCACUGUAAAUUCUGGAAAAAGAAGUAGCACUAAUCCUGAAAAUGAACCUUCACAUUCCAACAUUAAAAGACCCAAGCGAGCAGAAGUCAACUUCCUACCCAACUUUGCCCAAGGAAAGGAUCCUUCAAGCCUUGAGCAGUUGAGGCAGACAAUUGUUGAAGAGGUCAAGAAGACGGAGAAGAACCUGCCCCUCAUUAGAAAAAUGAUGGAGACCACAUUUCCCCUACGCCGACAGACCAUAGUGAUGUCCUCCCCACCAGUCAACGAGCUUAUGGACCUCUGGCCUGCUCUCAAAAUAGAGUCUGAGUUGUAUGCAGAGUUCCAGCGGAUUACGAAUCAGAACCUGCCCAACACUUUCUAUGCUGAGCUCGAUCGUCAUCUUCCUCGACUGAUGACCUUAUUCAGACAGAAGGCAUCAAAAACUGGGAAGACAGCAGAUGCUCUGGCUGAAAUUUUAAAAAUCCACGAUGAACAGGAAAUCCAUGACAUCCACACCAAGCGCACUACGGUCCUCCACUGCCUUCCUGUAUAUCUGCGCGAGGACGUUUCCGGAUUUUUCAGAACCUGCACAGACGAGUCUGAGCCAGAGCUUCAAAGUGUUGCAGUGGGCCUCCUUACCGUCAUCAGUGACCAUGCCACAUUUGAAAGUCCGGUUCACUACGACCCUGUGAGAAUCACUGUCAUCCUUGAAAGUGCUGCCAUGGUCGGCCUCCCAAGACUAGGCGACGCCUUCCUGGUAAUGUUUGGAAUGAUAUAUGCACUACAUCUCAGCUAUCCAAAAGCACUGACCAACACUUUUGAAUUCAUUCAAAAGAUUUUACUUGGUCUAGAUGGGGGUAAACUGUCACCCAGGUUGCAGACCCUCAAGAAUGACUUGAUGUAGAAAUGUAUCUGAAAGAACGCUGCAGGCUUACCAGGCAUUAUAAAAGGCUAGUUCAAACUUUUCCUUUUGUCUAAAUAAUGUCUCAAAAAGUUACUGCACUAUGCAGGUGUUCAGCCAAUUGACCCAAACUACACAAUAUGCUUGUUUUCAUUAAAGUGUAAUUCCGGAGAAAAUUGAACCCAGGGUCUUCUCCGACAUGAAAACACAUAAAAUAAGACUAAGUAUAGAGCUUGCCCGGAGCAACGCUUA
Molecule: messenger RNA, 1158 nt
Organism: Gadus chalcogrammus (walleye pollock)
Lineage: Eukaryota; Metazoa; Chordata; Actinopteri; Gadiformes; Gadidae
Exons: 4
Coding region: 1-909 (302 amino acids)
Source: RefSeq, a predicted model, not a curated record